UUGCGUUUCGCCUGAUCUUGUCACAAAAGAUGCGCUUCUCAACUUCCCUGGCGCUGCUUGCCUGCACCGAACUGUCCAAAGCACAGUUUGGCGUCAAGUACGAUCAGUACGGUGGCAGUCCAGCCGUGUAUCCGUCCCCACACACAUCUGGAGCUGGAGGAUGGGAAGAUGCUUUGGGAAGGCCAAGGACUUUGUUGGCAAGCUGACGCCAGAAGAAAAGGCAAGCAUGGUAACUGGCACACCUGGCCCUUGUGUCGGCAAUAUCGCUCCAAUCCCGCGUCUCAACUUCAAAGGCCUAUGUCUUCAAGAUGGUCCAGCCGCUAUCCGCCAGGCACUCCUUGCCAGCGUCUUUCCGGCUCAGCUCCACCUGGCUGCCACAUGGGACCGCGAUCUGGUCCGCAAGCAAGGUGAGCUGAUGGCCCAAGAGUUCAAAGGAAAGGGAAGCCACGUAGCCUUGGGUCCUGUGGUCGGGCCAUUAGGGCGCUCUGCAUAUGGCGGUCGCAACUGGGAGGGCUACUCUCCCGACAAGUAUCUGUCGGGUGUCCUGGUUGAACAGACGGUCCAAGGGAUACAGUCGGCUGGAGUUCAGGCCUGCACCAAGCACUUCAUUGGCAACGAGCAAGAGACUCAACGAAACCCAAGUGUCGUGAACGGCGUGCAGGUAGAAGCCGUCUCAUCCAACAUGGACGACCGGACCAUGCAUGAGACUUACCUCUGGCCUUGGUACAACGCCGUCAAGGCCGGCACCGCAUCUGUCAUGUGCUCCUAUCAGCGCAUCAACGGGAGCUACGCCUGCCAGAACAGUAAGGCCCUCAACGGUCUGCUAAAAGGCGAGCUUGGCUUCCAGGGCUAUGUGAUGUCUGACUGGGGUGCUGUUCACACCGGAAUUGCCUCAAUCGAGGCUGGUCUUGACAUGAACAUGCCCGGGAGUCUCUCCUUUACCUCCGUCGGGUCCGCAUCAUUCUUUGGAGACAAUGUCACCACCGCGCUCAAGAACAACACACUCCCUGUCGACCGCGUCGACGACAUGAUUGAGAGAAUCAUGGCACCUUACUUCCAGCUCAAGCAGGACCAAGGCUUCCCCCUUGUGGACGAAACUGGCCCCAAGAUUCCUGGCAGCUUCAACACUGGCCCCUGGCCACACAACUAUACGCUCGGUCCGCUGGUUGACGUGCGUGCCGAUCACGGAGCCUUCAUCCGUGAGGCCGGCGCGGCUGGCACCGUCCUCCUGAAGAACGUCAACAAAGCCCUCCCGCUCAAGAAGCCUAAGAACAUCGCCGUCAUCGGCAACGAUGCUGCAGAUUUCACCGUCGGAGAGUACACUGCAGGGCUCAACAUGACUGGUUUCAGCAACUAUGACAUUGGGACUCUGCCGAUCGGCGGCGGCUCCGGAACUGGACGCUUCAGCUACGUGGUGUCGCCCUUGGAGGCCAUCAAGGCGCGUGGAAGGGACUAUGGUGCCCUGGUGCAGUACUUUACAGACAACAAAUUUAUCGUCGCUGGCGGGCUUAGCAACCUGGCCCCACAGCCAGACGUGUGUCUCGUUUUUGUGAAGUCUUGGGCCGAAGAAGGAACGGAUAGAUUCUCCUUGCUGCCGGAAUGGGACUCGACCAAGGUGGUGGAGAUGACCGCCAGGAGGUGUGGCAACACCGUCGUCGUCGCGCACGGAGCCGCCCCCAACGUCUUCCCCUGGCGCGACAACAAAAACGUCACUGCCAUCAUCGCAGCUCACAUGCCCGGCCAGGAGACCGGCAACGCGAUCGCCGACGUGCUUUUCGGCGACGUCAACCCCAGCGGCAAGCUCCCCUACACCAUCGGCGCGAGCGUCGACGACUACGACAAGAACUUUGUCAACAGCACCGAGCUGCUCCAGUCCACGGACCCCAACAUCUGGCAGUCCGACUUUGUCGAGGGCCAGCUGAUCGACUACCACGCCUUCGACGCGCACAACAAGACGCCCGCCUACGAGUUUGGCUUUGGGCUCAGCUACACGACCUUUUCGCUCUCGGGCCUCAAGACCACCGUGUCGGCGUCCAACGCCCCGCGCACGCCCUCGGCCGACGCCAAGGUUCAGCCCGGCGGCAACGUCGAGCUGUGGGACGUGCUGGCGACGGUGACGGCCACGGUCAAGAACACGGGCGACGUCGCGGGCGCCGCGGUGCCGCAGCUGUACGUUUCCCUGCCGGCCGGCGAGGCUGGGAGCGGGACGCCGGUGCGGGGUCUUCGCGGGUUCGACAAGAUCAAGCUCGGCGCCGGGGAGAGCAAGGCCGUGGAGUUCCACCUCACCAGGAGGGACCUGAGCUUCUGGGACACCAAGGCGCAGGCCUGGAGGCUGCCGACCGGUUCCAUCGGUGUCGAUGUUGGGUUUAGUUCCAGGGACUUGAUUCUCAAGGGGGAGGUCAAGGUUUGAUUUGGCGAGAAAAGCUAAUGAUGUGAUGCGUGGACGGAGAUCAUGAUGUGUUCUGUUUAAUAGUAUAACAACUUAUUUCUUAGUAUUAAUAACGCUAGUCACGAA
Pyricularia oryzae 70-15 is the source of this 2515-nucleotide messenger RNA. RefSeq names its product beta-glucosidase 1. The coding region runs from base 161 to 2410 and encodes 749 amino acids. The transcript is spliced from 3 exons. Gene Ontology annotation, molecular function: beta-glucosidase activity. The record is from RefSeq and is a predicted model, not a curated record. Lineage: Eukaryota; Fungi; Ascomycota; Sordariomycetes; Magnaporthales; Pyriculariaceae. Gene Ontology annotation, biological process: glucan catabolic process.